Molecule: messenger RNA, 1199 nt
Organism: Drosophila virilis
Lineage: Eukaryota; Metazoa; Arthropoda; Insecta; Diptera; Drosophilidae
Product: protein Flattop homolog
Biological process (GO): cilium organization
Cellular component (GO): ciliary basal body
Source: RefSeq, a predicted model, not a curated record
UCUCAAUACACAUGAAUUUUAUAUUCCGUUGAAAUAGUUUCUAAAUCGAGCCAUUGAAGAAUUUAUUUUCUGUAAUCCUUUGUCAAAAUUCGAAAUUCUUUGUACAAAUGUCGUUCAACUUUAGCGCCAUGCAGUACGAGCGCGGCUUUCGCGCGAAAAGCGUCAGCAAUUGGGAAUAUCCGCGCUUCUUUGCGCCCCGUCCACGCAGCCUGAAGGGCAACUCGAAGCCCGUUGCCGAGAAGAACGGACAUCUGCUGGCCACAGCAGCUCGUGACGGCAACUUUUUGGGCCAAUAUCGGGGCACAUAUCACCUGCCGUUGCGCAUCACGCGCAGCUUUGCCAGCUUGUACAAUCGCUGCCUGAGCGGCAGGCACAAAUAUUGGAAAUAUCCGCGCGAUCUGUGCUGUUGCCAGCUGGAGCGACCGCAUCCGUGUGAUCUACAGAAGACGCUGGGCAGAAAGGACGAUCCGGCCUGGCAGCGUCCCAAGUGCCAGACCAAGUGUGAGGGCCUCAACCAGAUGCUGGCCAUCAACGAGCUGCAUCUCAAGUGCAAGCGUACCAAGUGCCAGCCGCGGCCCAAUGAGAAACUGAUACCACGCGUCGGUGACGCCUCGUCACGGUAUCGAAAGAAGCUGCGCAAGCGUCCGGUCACCGCCUUCGAGUACAAUCGUCGGGGCACUGUUGCGCAAGAGGAGCCGACCUCCGAUAAGACCAAAGCGAAACAGAUCACAAAGGAUGCGGCCAAGGCACCGGCCGUAACUUCAAGUCAAACCAAGUCGACGGCCAAGUCACCCACCAAAGCGCCAACCAAAUCAAAUCCAAAAUCCAAAUCUCCCACUGGAUAUUGCCCAGUUUCCUGCUUUUCAUAAUAUUGCCAACUUUGUCGGUCAGUCAGCUAGUCAAUCAAUCAGCCUAGCAGCUAUUCCAACAAUCAAUCAGCCUGCAAACUGGUCGUAGGGACAGCCAAUCAGUCAGACAGUAAGUCAAUCUCUCAGCGAAACAGUCAGUCAAUCACUUAGCCACAGUCAUUCAGUCAAUUCGUAUCAAUCUGGUAACUAGUCAGACAACAUGUCAGUCUGUCAAUCAAGCAAAUAAGUCAAUCAGUCAGCUAAUCAGCUAAUCAGCAGGCCAAUCAAUCAAUUUGACAAUCAAUCAGUACGUCAAUCAGUUGUAUAUAUAGACAAGCACUGCACAGAGAA